Cladophialophora immunda is the source of this 1269-nucleotide messenger RNA. RefSeq lists its product as uncharacterized. The transcript is spliced from 3 exons. Lineage: Eukaryota; Fungi; Ascomycota; Eurotiomycetes; Chaetothyriales; Herpotrichiellaceae. The record is from RefSeq and is a predicted model, not a curated record. The coding region runs from base 163 to 1020 and encodes 285 amino acids.
AGAACCCGGUUUCGCGUCACAAUUUUGAUUGCGGUUUCAAGCAAAUUGAUGGUCACCCAUCCACAAUUCCUGGCUCUUGAGAUGUCGCCAACAGAUCGCUUCGCAAAGCAUCGCUGAAUCUUGUGGGAUGUCCAUAAUCUCAGGAUCUUGCAUUUCAACGAGAUGAAUGCUUCUGUGGCCAGUCCCUCCCUGCCUCGAGCGCUGGUAUUGAUUUGUGUGAUAUUUACCACUUGCGUGCAAGCUGCAGCAAAUUUUACCAUUGUCAAUGGUCAAAUAUACACACCAGGGCUAGCAAUAAUCGAUGCGCCUCAGCCAUUCACGCCUGAAGGGGGUGAUUUCCUCCAGGUCGCCAUCGAUAUCUCAGGCGAUGGCCGGAUAUCCCAGCCUCCGUAUUCUCCAGGUGUUGAGACCGGAAUUCUCAAUAUCACUAUGUUCCUGUUCAGCUAUGUUACAGGCCUCAAUUUGACGAUAUCAAAUGGCACCAGUUAUGGCUGGUUCAGCGAUAGUAUGGAAGCACCAGAGUUCCAUUGUAACUCCACAACCAGUCGAGGCUUUCGGAAUGCGGGCUGCGGGGAAAUCAUGGCACAAGAGAGUGGCAGUACCGUGAAGCACGUCAAUUGGGCAUGGCCCGACUGUUUGGUCGGUGAUGGUGGCCAGGAUUCUGGAAGUUCAUCCGACAGAGGCUCUUAUAACGUCUCGAUCCACCAGUCAUUUCGGAUCAAUGGGACUGGGUAUUACACAAUCUUCAACCUCCCCAUCCAGGUCACUAAUUCCAUUCCCAACACAACCCAGCUGGCAGCCAGAGGAACUCGGCCGUCGUGUGCUCUCCGAAACAAUUCCCUGCAAGAUCAGACGGGCCAGGAUGCGAGCAUGUCGCCUCCUUCAUCUCAGCCCUAUCUCGGCGGUGCUCUCAGCAGCGAAGGCGGGACCCAGAAUCAAGCACUCACUGGGAUGCGCGCUCUUGAUCGCAGUAUAACAGGACUCUCGAUCCUACUUGUUUUAUUUUCAUUUCAAAUGUGAUAUUGUAACAGCUGACUCUAACUGUUUGGUCCCGCUUCUUGUCAAAGGCUAUACAAGCAGGGUUGGGAAUGCAUAAUAUGUACUGGGUCGGCAGCCGGAUGACGGUUGGGUGCUAGUUCUCUUACGCUCCCAGGCGACACUCCGCCGGAGACUCUGGGAUCCUUUUUCAAAGUCGGGAAUGUUCCCGGCGCAGUUCUGCCUUAUUCUCUAGACACAUCGAAGGCGAUUCGAAAGACAACGGCCACUCGG